GUUCAUAGCGUCUUGAAGGAAAGUGGCGUGUGGUGUCUUCAAUAACUCAAGCAACGAAUUCUAUUAAUCUGCGGGGAAAGAUUAAAUCGCGAUAUCACACCAUGCUCAGAUGAAUUCACGGGUGGAGGUCUUUAGUUUUGACCUGAUAUCUUCUGGAAAUACAGCAUUAUGUCCCAGAAUAAAGAUGGAGAGAAACGAAGGUUUUCCAAAUGGUUGGACUAUGGCAGUGUAAAUGGGGAAGGACAGUCAGAUCCAUGCCCUACCUGCCAGGGCACAGGACGCAUCCCGAGAGGUCAGGAGAACCAACUUGUGGCAGUCAUUCCUUGCAGCGACCAAAGGCUGAAACCUCACCACACGAAACUCUAUGUGUGUAUAGCAGUGGGCCUUUGCCUCCUGACCUGCUCACUGAUCCUGUUUUUCCUCUUCCCACGGAGUAUGGAUAUGUCAGCUGUGGAACUACAGUCAUCUGUGGUCUAUUUCACUCCAGAUAAAGUUAGAAUAGUGCUCACGCACGAAAUGAACCUUACCAACCAAAACUUUGUCAGAAUCACAGCUGACAAUCUUAGUGUGCAAGCACUGAUUUUCGAGACUGUGGUUGGCAAUACCAAGUUGCUCAAUGUCACCAACCUUCCUCCUCGAUCACAGAAAACGAUUAAAGUUAUAGCCAACAUUGUAAUUGAUGACCCAGGCCUCAAUAAUUACUGCAAGUCACAUGCCUUUCAGAUCCACACUUUAUUCUUGCAUUUGCAAUUGAAUAUCAAAGUCUCCUACCUGUCCCAUUCAGAGGAGAUGUCUACAGAUGCCUAUGAGUAUAUUGACUGUGGAGUGAAUUCCACUAUGCCUCAUCACUCCCCUCUGCGUUGAGACUAAACCAUUGCCAAUGAAUGGCCA
Molecule: messenger RNA, 891 nt
Organism: Rhinichthys klamathensis goyatoka
Lineage: Eukaryota; Metazoa; Chordata; Actinopteri; Cypriniformes; Leuciscidae
Gene: tmem106a
Product: transmembrane protein 106A
Exons: 8
Coding region: 169-864 (231 amino acids)
Source: RefSeq, a predicted model, not a curated record